Paramormyrops kingsleyae is the source of this 956-nucleotide messenger RNA. NCBI's taxonomy places the organism in Eukaryota, Metazoa, Chordata, Actinopteri, Osteoglossiformes, Mormyridae. The record is from RefSeq and is a predicted model, not a curated record.
GCGAGGCGCAGUUUAGACUCUUUUCUAGAACGGCUCGGAACAUAGCCUCAUCUGUAUUCUUUGCUCGUUCUGUUUGAGGCUUCUGCUCUGUUUGAAGGUAUGUUAGCUAUGGUAUCUGUAGCUUAUAGCUUGUGGUAUGCAAAUAAAAAUGAUGCGUUUGAGUACUCACACCCUACCUGGGCAGACAAGCUAUUAACUAGUCAGGCGUUGGUAAGUUUGAAACUUUGGGGUAAUUUCUCAUUAGCAUAGAUGUGUGAAAUCGCAUAAGCAAAAGGCAUAGGAGCGGUAAACAUUUCCUUGUUCAUUUUUGCACAUAAUUGAGCUUAAAAGUUAAAAUAUAUUUUUAUUAACUAAGUAAUGAUUGUGCUAAUGAUUCUUUCACCUGCACCAGAGUCUGCGUUAGAACAGUGUAAAUGUGUGUUCCUUACUGUCUGGAGCAUGUGGAAGCCUAUAAAUCAGGAAGAUCUUUCUUGGUUCUUAUGAGAGGGUGGGGUACAUCUCAGGUCCCCUUUGAGGAGAAGAGGUGCUUAAGCUGGACUGUGAGUCUGUUUAAAUGCAGAGAGAGGCGACCAGGGUGUUGAAACUGAGUCCACUGUUCACUGCUUUUAUUUCUUCUUGUACUUCCUGCUCUGAAUGACAACAUGUCCCGCCCAUCCCUGAUUUGCAUGGGAUGCCCCGCUGUUUGCAUGCGAUCUCCCACUUCCCGUGGCCUCUAACCUCACCGUUAUUGACCGCAGUGGUCGUCGGCCUGCUCUGCACUGCCGGCUACCUCACCUGGCGUAACUGGCGUCGGAGGAACACAAAGAGCAUGAACUUCGACAACCCCGUGUACCGCAAGAGCCCAGAGGAGGGUGACGACGAGAUCCACAUUGGCCACGUGUACCCUGCACGGGUGGCGCUCCGUCUGGAUGAUGACGGGUUGCCCUGAGGAGUGCCCCGUGUGCACGACCCCCCCC